AUGCACAUGGUGCAUCUGCCGCUUUCGGAAUAUUUCGCACUGGAACCGGUGGGUGCCAAUAACCCGGAAGCAGCGCUGGCCGGUGAGUUGGAUCAGCUAGCUACGCGCUACCGACGGGUGUCGCCCCGGUUCCCCAUGUUCAACCGAGGAAUCACGACCACCCGUCCCUCGGAAUCAGAUGGCAACAUCUGGCUGGAUUUCUCUCCCGAGGUGGUGAAUGAAUCGCUGUAUCGCCUGCAAUCACUGGUUGCUGACUUGCUGGAUCGCAGUGAGCAUAUAUCUGCUCCACGGUCGCAGUACGGCCCGGAUUUCCCGCCGCAGAUACCGCUGCUGUCCCACGCCAACCUUCCAGACUCGGUGUUUGACAGCGCCCUGGAGUUUGCGCGCGCCGUUACCGAUGAGUUGAAGGUGUCGCAGAUAACGAGAGCUUGGCGCAUUGCCCUUACCCGGUUUGAAUCAGACGCCGCCGGCGACGACUGGAGCGGAGGGCGGUGGGCCGCUGAUUUAGGAUGGAAGGCGCUGGGUAGUUUUGGGCUCUGA
Messenger RNA from Geodia barretti, 540 nucleotides. The record is from the annotation of a GenBank genome assembly. NCBI's taxonomy places the organism in Eukaryota, Metazoa, Porifera, Demospongiae, Tetractinellida, Geodiidae.